UUAUAGAUUAUAUACAUAUCACAUAUAAGCAUUUUAUCUAACUGAAAUAAAUCUUCGAGCGAUGAGAUUAUCAAAGGUAUUUAAUCGGAAAAUUCUCGUCAAUCCUUACUAGCAGAUGGAUACUAGAAGUUAUCUAUCUUCGCGAAAAGCGUUCUAAAUUAAGUAAUAAAAAGACUUGUAGUCGUCUAAUGAAUAUCGCCUGUACGUAUGAAGAAACAAUGGUGCUAUGUGUCGUGUAAAGUUUGACAGCUAAACGUAAGAAGUAAGAAUAAAGACAUCCAUAUAUAUAUUAUUGCAUUAAUUGAAGCAAGAUGAAGUUUGCAGAACAUCUGUCUGCUCACAUUACGCCUGAAUGGCGUAAGCAAUACAUAAGCUAUGAGGAAAUGAAGGCAAUGCUCUAUACUGCUGUAGAAGAAGCACCGUCAGCUGAAAGUGUUGAACCAGAAGUGAUAUCUCGACACUUUGCUUCUUUUGAUGAAGUAUUUUUUACAUUUUGUGACCGUGAAUUGAAGAAAAUUAAUACUUUUUAUUCUGAAAAGUUAGCAGAAGCCACACGUAAAUAUGCAGCUCUUCAAAGCGAAUUGAAGACAGCAUUAGAAUUACAACAUGGUGGAGGGAAAAAUAAGGGGAAAGUGAAUGUUAGACCUCAUUUACCAACAAGGAAGCUGAGAGAAUUGAAACUUGCAUUUUCAGAAUUUUAUUUGUCUCUUAUACUUCUUCAGAACUAUCAAAAUCUUAAUUACACUGGUUUUCGAAAGAUUCUUAAAAAACACGACAAGUUAUUGUCUGUAGAUAGCGGAUCAAAAUGGAGGAUGGAAUGUGUAGAAACCGCACAUUUUUAUACAUCAAAAGAUAUAGACAAUCUCAUACAAGAUACAGAAACUACAGUAACAAACGAUCUAGAAGGUGGAGACAGACAACGCGCAAUGAAACGUUUACGUGUACCACCUUUAGGUGAGCAUCAAAGUCCAUGGACCACUUUUAAAGUUGGAUUAUUUUCUGGUAGUUUCAUUGUUCUCUUUGUGGCAGUUGUACUUUCAGCAAUAUUUCACGAUGGCGGUGAAAACUUAAAAAUUGCAUUUAGAUUAUAUCGUGGACCUCUGCUUAUUAUACAAUUUUUGUUUCUUAUUGGCGUGAAUGUUUAUGGAUGGCGAUCGUCCGGUGUGAAUCACGUGUUGAUAUUUGAAUUGGAUCCGCGAAAUCAUUUAUCUGAACAACAUCUUAUGGAAUUAGCGGCUGUUCUUGGAGUUAUAUGGACUCUCAGUUUAUUAAGUUUUUUAUACAGUGUCAGCUUAAGCAUCCCUCCAUAUGUGAAUCCAUUAGUUUUAGUCUGUAUCAUGUUAGCAUUCCUCUUAAAUCCAUUAAAAAUGUUUCGUCACGAGGCACGGUUUUGGUUAUUAAAGAUCAUUGGAAGAGUUUUAAUAUCACCAUUUGCGUACGUGAAUUUCGCUGAUUUCUGGCUAGCAGAUCAAUUAAAUAGUAUGGCCACGGCACUGUUAGACUUCCACUUUUUAACGUGUUUUUAUAUUACCAAUGGAAAUUGGUUAGAAGCAGGAGAUACUACGCAAUGUAUGUCUGGAUCCUUAAUUGUUAGACCUAUUGUUAAUUGUCUACCUGCAUGGUUUCGUUUUGCACAAUGUAUACGACGAUAUCGUGAUUCUAAAGAGGCAUUUCCACAUUUGGCUAAUGCUGGAAAAUAUUCAACUACAUUCCUUGUUGUCAUAUCUAAUACGAUUUGUGCUUACAAUGCUGCGGAAUAUUCAAAUCGUUGGGAAAAUCCAUGGUUGUGGCUUUGGAUCUUUAGUUGCAUUGUCAAUUCUAUUUAUUCACUAACGUGGGAUUUAAAAAUGGAUUGGGGUCUUUUAGAUAGCAAUGCUGGUGAAAAUAAAUUCUUACGCGAAGAAGUAGUAUAUUCAGCAGCGGGAUUCUAUUAUUUUGCUAUAAUCGAGGAUUUUAUUCUGAGGUUUGCAUGGAUCGCGAGUUUCGUUCUUAUUGAGUGUGGAUAUGUAUCUAGUGAUUUAAUGACAUCGAUAGUAGCACCUCUUGAAGUCUUCAGGCGAUUCGUUUGGAAUUUCUUCCGAUUAGAAAAUGAACAUUUAAACAAUUGUGGUAAAUUUCGUGCAGUUCGUGAUAUUUCGAUCGCACCGAUAGAAAGUUCUGAUCAAACGCAAAUUUUGCGUAUGAUGGAUGAAGAAAAUGGUGUACUUAAUAGAGGUAAACGUAAAGUUGGUGGUAAACGACAAGCUACUAGUAAAGAAGAUAAACGGGCAUUGCUCAAAGAAGAAACAGUUGACAUAGAUAUAUCAAAUACUAGUUGAAAAUAGUUCAAUUGUUUUAUUAUCAGAACCUAUGCAAAGCAAUAUUAUUCCAAAUUUAAUGUAAUUUUUAUAGGACAAUAGUUUGCUAGAAAGAGUGCAGGUCAUACUUUAUUGUGAACAAUUAAUAUUUCCUUUGUGUAUCAAAAUUGAAGAUUGUGAGGCUGAACUGAACAAGUGCCUUGUAUAUAUCCUGUUUAUUAAACUAUGAAUUUAAUAACUUAGUUCUAUGAUAUUUAUACUACAGUGUCUUCCAUAUAACUGUUUCAACACAACACAUGAUUUAUCGCUAAUAAAUUGAUUUGAAAGACAAAUGCUUUUAAUUACUUUAAUAAUGUAUGAAAAUCAUUUUUGUUUAGACAAGUCUUGAAUUAGCUGUAUACUACUAAUUAGUAUGCAAUUGGUAAAUACAAAGAAAGAUAGGUUACUUUAUUAGUGAUAUAUCUGUUAAUAUAUAUUUAUUGAGUGCUAUAGUCUUCAAUUUUGAUUAAUAAAUGCACAGAUUCAUACUUGAGAAAUGUAUAAAGUGUAUCAUAAUAGUUGUACAUAGAUAUUAGUGAGUUGUAUGUAGAAACAGGGUCGGUAUUUUAAUAUGUGCAUUUGUUCAACGAGCAAUAGUACAGUCUAUCUAUUAUUAUAGUAUUAUAAUUUUAAUUAAAGGGAAAGCGCUCAUUACAUUAUAAUGUUCAUAAUUUUUGCUGACAAAUAUAAAUUCUAGAUUAAUUGUCAGUGGGAAGUGGUAUUUGUAAUUUAUCUCAUCAAACAAUUGUAUUCAUUUGAACUAAUUAUACAUAAAAUUUACUAGACUACAGCGUCUCUUACAUUAUUUAAAUAAUACAUUUAAUAAUUAUUUGUCUUUUUUUGUGGUAAGGUACCCAUGUACCUUUAUAUUCUAUGCGAUACAAUACAUUUCUAAAAGAUAAUUAUAAAAUAUGCAUUAAGAAACACAAGAGCUUAUAUGUAGUGAUUGCAGAGGGAGAUUAGAUUUUAUAUAGAUAGACGUUUCAACAAAAUAUAUGAAGAUAAUAAGUAAGCCCCCAAUGUUGAAUUAGGUACCAAGUACUUAAAAUUGCAAUAGCAUUUUUAUAGAAGUAUUUUUACAUUUAUAUUCUAAAAUGUUCAAAGUAUUUCAACAUGUUGAAAACUAUUCUUUUCAUUUUUUGAAUAUCAACAAUAGUAAUAAUAAUAGUAACAUUGACAAAAGUUACUAUUAUUCAUAGUAAUAGUGCAUAGAAAUCUAUGCCUUAUACUUCUCGUUGAAAAUAUAACUGGAUACACAAACUGUAAUCUAUCGUCCUUUUCUAUAUAUGUUUUACAUAAAACGAAGAUUACUUGAACAAAUUUUUUAUCUCUUAUAAAAGAAAUAAAAUAAAGAAUGCCGACAAUAUAAUUUCAUUCGCUUAAUUUAAAAGAAUCUAAAAGAAUUGUUACAUUAUGUUAUGUAUUACGCACGAUAAGGUAUUGUUCUUAAUGGUAUUGUGUAUGAUGUAUUCUUAUGUAUUUAUGAAUUAAGUAUUCCAAUAAUUGUGAUGGUUUUACACAUGUAUUUUUAUAUAUUUUGUUAUAGAAAUAAUAGUGAUAACAAUAAGUAGUAAUAUAACGUCUCCGGACCAACAGGAUAAAAAAGAAUGCCCCGAGAAUAUUCUGAACGGUUGAUCGAGGGAAAAUACAUUAUAGUUAUUUGAAAGGUAUAUAUGCAUAUUUGUACCCAACAAGGUGGGAGAAUUUGUUGGGGCUGUGCUGAAAAUUACGGUAUAUUACCAGACACCACCUUAUAGGAGAAAGUGUCUCCAUCCAGAUCAGGUACCUCAAAUACCACAGAAGAAUAAUGGUGGCAGGGCCGUUAUCUUCGUGCUCCAGAUGCAGAAAAAGAAUAAGCUGGACGAGGAGGAAUUAUAUGCGUAAGAUGAAGGAAUUUUAUUACCGACAACGGAACUGGAAGUCUACGAGAUAAUUAAAAAACAAAAAUAAUAACAAUAAUCUUAGAAAAAUCUUUUUUCAUCCUGGUAGUUGGUAGUCCGGGGAUGUUACAACGGUAAUAACAGUGAACAGUGACAUUUAUUCCUAUUAAAAGAGUGUGAGAUAUUUUUAUAUUUCGUGUACAACAUAUUUUCGCGUAUAUGUUAGUUAUAUGUGCACAUCUUUUUAGAAAGAUAUGUGAUUACAUGCAAUUGUAAGCAGUUUGUAGCGAAUUAAAUAUGUAAAUGAUACUUGCUUAUAGGCUAUUUAUAAUUCAUUAAUAAAAUGUUCAGUAAUUAAA
This is a messenger RNA of Bombus terrestris (buff-tailed bumblebee), 4575 nucleotides long. RefSeq names its product xenotropic and polytropic retrovirus receptor 1 homolog. The transcript is spliced from 10 exons. The record is from RefSeq and is a predicted model, not a curated record. Lineage: Eukaryota; Metazoa; Arthropoda; Insecta; Hymenoptera; Apidae. Gene Ontology annotation, cellular component: plasma membrane; Golgi apparatus; cytoplasm. Gene Ontology annotation, biological process: cellular response to phosphate starvation; phosphate ion transport. The coding region runs from base 312 to 2318 and encodes 668 amino acids. Gene Ontology annotation, molecular function: inositol hexakisphosphate binding.